Molecule: messenger RNA, 1749 nt
Organism: Limulus polyphemus (Atlantic horseshoe crab)
Lineage: Eukaryota; Metazoa; Arthropoda; Merostomata; Xiphosura; Limulidae
Product: serine-rich adhesin for platelets-like
Exons: 3
Coding region: 1-1749 (582 amino acids)
Source: RefSeq, a predicted model, not a curated record
AUGACGGUCUCUGAAGAGCUAACUUUUCCUUCAGAGAAAUUCACAUCCAAAAGUAUCAUACUUCCAGAAUCCACACCCACAAGUAUCAUAAUUCCAGAAUCCACAUCCAAAAGUAUCAUACUUCCAGAAUCCACACCCACAAGUAUCAUAAUUCCAGAAUCCACAUCCACAAGUAUCAUACUUCCAGAAUCCACACCCACAAGUAUCAUAAUUCCAGAAUCCACAUCCAAAAGUAUCAUACUUCCAGAAUCCACACCCACAAGUAUCAUAAUUCCAGAAUCCACAUCCACAAGUAUCAUACUUCCAGAAUCCACAUCCACAAGUAUCAUACUUCCAGAAUCCACAUCCAAAAGUAUCAUACUUCCAGAAUCCACAUCCACAAGUAUCAUACUUCCAGAAUCCACAUCCACAAGUAUCAUACUUCCAGAAUUCACAUCCAAAGUAUUAUACUUCCAGAGUCCACAUCUACAAGUAUCAUACUUCCAGAAUCCACAUCCACAAGUAUCAUACUUCCAGAAUCCACAUCCAAAAGUAUCAUACUUCCAGAAUCUACAUCCAAAAAGUAUCAUACUUCCAGAAUCCACAUCCACAAGUAUCAUACUUCCAGAAUCUACAUCCAAAAGUAUCAUACUUCCGGAAUCCACAUCCACAAGUAUCAUAAUUCCAGAAUCCACAUCCAAAAGUAUCAUACUUCCAGAAUCCACUACCACAAGUAUCAUAAUUCCAGAAUCCACAUCCAAAAGUAUCAUACUUCCAGAAUCCACACCCACAAGUAUCAUAAUUCCAGAAGCCACAUCCAAAAGUAUUAUACUUCCAGAAUCCACAUCCACAAGUAUCAUACUUCCAGAAUCCACACCCACAAGUAUCAUACUUCCAGAAUCUACACCCAAAAGUAUCAUACUUCCGGAAUCCACAUCCACAAGUAUCAUACUUCCAGAAUCCACAUCCACAAGUAUCAUACUUCCGGAGUCCACAUCCACAAGUAUCAUACUUCCAGAAUCCACAUCCACAAGUAUCAUACUUCCAGAAUCCACAUCCACAAGUAUCAUACUUCCAGAAUCCACAUCCACAAGUAUCAUACUUCCAGAAUCCACAUCCAAAAGUAUCAUACUUCCAGAAUCCACACCCACAAGUAUCAUACUUCCAGAAUCUACACCCAAAAGUAUCAUACUUCCAGAAUUCACAUCCAAAGUAUUAUACUUCCAGAGUCCACAUCUACAAGUAUCAUACUUCCAGAAUCCACAUCCACAAGUAUCAUACUUCCAGAGUCCACAUCCAAAAGUAUCAUACUUCCAGAAUCCACAUCCAAAAGUAUCAUACUUCCAAUUAGAAAACGACUAUUACUGUACACGAGAAGAUGUUUGUCUGAAGGAAGUGAGCACUUAUCAAGAAUCUAGAACACUUUUUGUUUGUCUGAAGGAAGUGACCACUCUUCAAGAAUCUAGAACACUUUUUGUUUGUCAGAAGGAAGUGACCACUUAUCAAGAAUCUAGAACACUUUUUGUUUGUCUGAAGGAAGUGACCACUUAUCAAGAAUCUAGAACACUUUUUGUUUGUCUGAAGGAAGUGACCACUUAUCAAGAAUCUAGAACACUUUUUGUCUGUCUUCAAGAAGUGACCAUUUAUCAAGAAUUUAGAGCAAUUUUUGUUUGUCUUCAAGAAGUGACCACUUAUCAAGAAUCUAGAACACUUUUUGUUUGUCUGAAGGAAGUGACCACUUAUCGAGAAUCUAAAACACUUUUUGAGUAA